AUGACCUCGGGAUGGCAACCUCGCGAGCCGGCCGAGUCCACCUCGAGCCACGACGCCGACGAAGUCACGAAAUCAGAGGCACAUGAAGGCGUGCAAUCUGUCGCUCGACACAACAGCCUCGGAGUAAAUGUCGACGGUGCUGAGAAAGAAUUUGCCGAGCUACAAAGAGAGAUUAGCAGACUCAGUCAAAGAUCACGAGCGUCUGCACGACGUGACCACCAUAAUGCUGAAAAGAGCGGAGCGAAAGAUCUUGAGAAGGCAGUGCCUUCAGAAGGUGACGAGGAUGAACCCUUCGAUUUGGAGGAUGUUCUCCGUGGAAACAAACGCCUAGAAGACGAGGCAGGAAUCAAGGCGAAGCAGAUCGGCGUUCUAUGGGAGGGACUCACCGUGCAAGGCAUGGGCGGUUUCAAAAUCUUUGCGCCGACCUUUCCAGAUGCUUUUACAGGUUUCUUCGGAUAUCCAUAUCGAUUAGUCAAGGACAUCCUGGGUCUCACGCCGAAAGGCGAGCCUGUGAACAUUCUCAAAGACUUCAAGGGUGUCGUGAGACCAGGCGAGAUGGUCCUGGUCCUAGGCAGACCCGGUGCAGGUUGCACCACGUUCCUGAAAGUGAUCGCGAACCAACGAGACGGCUAUACUGGGAUUGAUGGAAACGUCAACUACGGACCCUUCAAUGCAGAAGAGUUCGCGCGGCGGUACAGAGGAGAGGCAGUAUACUGCCAGGAAGAUGAUGAACACUUCCCCACUUUGACUGUCGGGCAAACAUUGGGGUUCGCCUUGGAGACCAAAGUACCGGGCAUUCGGCCAGGCGGCCUGACCACUGCCCAGUUCAAAGACAAGGUUGUGAACAUGCUGCUGCGCAUGUUCAACAUCGAGCACACCAAAAACACCAUCGUAGGAAACGCUCAGUUCAGAGGCGUGUCUGGUGGCGAGCGAAAGCGAGUCUCCAUUGCCGAGAUGAUGAUUACUGGUGCAGCGGUAUGCUCGCAUGACAACAGCACGCGAGGAUUGGACGCAUCUACUGCGGUUGAUUACGCUAGGUCGUUACGAGUUAUCACCAACAUCUACCGGACAACCACAUUUGUUUCGCUAUAUCAAGCAUCCGAAAGCAUCUAUACUCAAUUUGACAAGGUCAUGGUAAUUGAUGAAGGACGACAAGUUUUCUUCGGUCCGGCGCAGGAGGCAAGAGCAUAUUUCGAGGGGCUGGGCUUCCUGCCUAAGCCCAGGCAGACUACUCCUGACUACCUUACCGGUUGCACCGAUUCAUUCGAGCGCGAGUAUCAAGAAGGGCGAGAUGAGACCAAUGCACCUGCGUCGCCAGAUGAGUUAGCGGAGGCAUUCAACAAUUCGAAAUAUGCCAGACAACUAGAGGAUGAGAUGGAUAAAUACAGGAAAGUGGUCGCAGAGGAGCAGCAAGUCUACGAAGACUUCAAGACUGCUGUCAUUCAAGGCAAGCGACAUGCGCCCAACCGAUCUGUCUAUUCGAUUCCAUUUCAUUUGCAGGUCGCGGCGAUUGCAAAGCGCCAGGCCACGUUGAAAUGGCAAGACAAGUUUACGCUGACGGUCUCGUACGUCACGAACAUUACCGUCGCGAUCAUUGUGGGAACCACCUGGUUGCAAUUGCCCAAGACUAGCGCAGGCGCAUUCACACGUGGAGGUGUCAUCUUCAUCGCCCUGUUGUUCAAUUGUUUCCAGGCCUUCGGAGAACUCGCGUCGACUAUGAUCAACCGAAGCAUCGUCAACAAGCACCGCGCAUAUACCUUCUACCGGCCGGGUGCUUUAUGGACCGCGCAGAUCUCCGUCGACAUCAGUUUCGCCUCCGUGCAGAUCUUGCUGUUCUCAAUACUCGUCUAUUUCAUGUGCGGCCUCGUCUACGACGCGGGAGCGUUCUUCACCUUUUACCUGGUCAUCGUGACUGGAUACCUGGCAAUGUCUCUCUUCUUCCGAACGAUGGGUUGCUUAUGCCCUGAUUUCGAUUCUGCCAUCAAAUUUGCGGCUACUAUCGUGACAUUGUUUGUUCUCACAUCCGGAUAUCUCAUUCAAUACGGUUCACAACAAGUGUGGUUGAGAUGGAUUUUCUACAUCAACGCCGCCGGUCUUGGUUUCUCGUCCAUGAUGGUCAACGAGUUCGAAAGGCUUGAUCUGACGUGUGAGGGUGCGUCGCUCAUUCCCUAUGGACCUACUUACGGCGACAUUGCACAUCAAGUAUGCACUUUGCCGGGUAGUAAGGCUGGUUCCAGCUUUGUUUCGGGGAGUGACUAUGUCGAAACUGCGUUUCUGUAUUUCCCAUCGGAGAAAUGGCGGAAUUGGGGGAUCAUCGUCGUCUUGAUUAUCUUCUUCCUAUCUACGAACGUCAUUCUUGGAGAGGUACUCCGGUGGGGUGCCGGCGGAAAGACCAUUACAUUCUACACCAAAGAGAACGAGGAGCGUAAGCAGCUCAACGAGGCCUUGAAGAAGAAGAAAAAGGAGCGAGUCCGUGGCGCCGAAGAUGCGAAUGCCUCAGAACUAUCCAUCACAUCCAAAGCUGUCUUGACAUGGGAGGACGUCUGCUACGAUGUUCCUAUUCCUUCAGGACAACUGCGUCUGCUGAAGAACAUCUAUGGAUAUGUCAAGCCUGGUGAAUUGACAGCACUGAUGGGCGCGUCUGGUGCUGGCAAGACAACACUUCUCGACGUUUUGGCAUCUCGAAAGAAUAUUGGUGUCAUCAGCGGUGACAAGCUUAUCGACGGAUUGCCUCCCGGGACUGGCUUCCAGCGUGGUACUAGCUACGCCGAGCAGCUCGAUGUGCACGAAUCUACGCAGACUGUGCGCGAGGCAUUGCGCUUCUCCGCUGAGUUGCGCCAGCCAUACGAAACCCCUCUGGCGGAAAAGCACGCAUACGUGGAAGAGAUCAUCGCCCUGCUCGAGAUGGAGGACAUUGCGGACGCGAUCAUCGGAUUCCCAGCUGUCGGUUUGGCUGUAGAGCAGCGUAAACGAGUGACGAUUGGAGUUGAACUUGCCGCAAAGCCAGAAUUGCUACUGUUCCUUGAUGAGCCCACUUCCGGUUUGGACUCACAAUCAGCUUUCAAUAUUGUUCGAUUCUUGCGCAAGCUUGCCGCUGCAGGACAGGCGAUUCUCUGCACUAUUCAUCAACCCAACGCCUCGCUGUUCGAGAACUUCGAUCGUGGAGAGACCGUUUACUUUGGCGACAUUGAGUACUUCCAACGCCACGGAGCCGUGUGUCCAUCCGACGCCAACCCUGCGGAAUGGAUGCUGGACGCUAUCGGAGCCGGCCAGGCCGCACGAAUCGGUAACCGCGAUUGGGCAGACAUCUGGCGCGACUCGGACGAGCUCGCCGCCACCAAGUCCGAAAUCAUCCGGAUCAAGGAGGAACGGCUCAAGGCGGUCAGCUCGCAGCCAAAGGUAGAACAAACCGAGUACGCUACGCCGCUCUGGCACCAGAUCAAGCUGGUGCAAAUUCGGCAGCACAAGGCCUUUUGGCGCUCACCCAACUACGGAUUUACGCGACUGUUCAAUCACGUUAUCAUCGCAUUGUUGACUGGUCUGAUGUUCUUGCAGCUGGAUGACUCGCGAACAUCGCUGCAGUAUCGUAUCUUCAUCAUCUUCCAGGUUACGGUCUUGCCAGCCUUGAUUCUAGCACAAGUGGAACCGAAAUAUGACCUCUCCCGAGUGACAUACUACCGCGAAGCCGCCUCGAAGACAUACAAGCAACUCCCCUUCGCACUGUCCAUGGUCAUGGCGGAGCUGCCAUACAGCGUUCUAUGCGCCGUGGCAUUCUUCCUGCCCAUCUACUUCAUCCCCGGUUUCAACUCAUCCCCAGAUCGCGCCGGCUUUUACUUCCUCGUAGUCCUGAUUACCGAGCUGUUCUCAGUAACGCUGGGACAGAUGAUCUCCGCACUGACGCCCAGCACCUUCAUCGCUGUGCUCUUCAAUCCAUUCAUCAUCAUCACCUUCUCACUAUUCUGUGGUGUCGCCAUUCCGCCGCAGCAGAUGCCCGCAUUCUGGCGCUCUUGGCUGUACGAACUGGAUCCAUUCACCCGACUUGUCUCCGCGCUUGUGACAAACGAGCUACACAACCUCCCCGUCAAUUGCCGCGACAGUGAACUCAAUCGCUUUACUUCGCCACCAGGCCAGACCUGCGGCGAGUACAUGCAGGCAUUCUUUGCAGAUGGCGGACCGGGCUAUCUAGUCAACAACGCCACAUCGGACUGUGCAUAUUGCGCAUACAGCAUCGGUGAUCAAUUCUUCAAGCCGUUCGGCAUGGAGUACGAGCACCGAUGGCGCGACUUUGGCAUUCUGACGGCGUUCAUCGGGAGCAAUUUGAUUUUCUUGUUCUUGGGCAGUCGGUAUUUGAACUAUAACCGACGGUGAGUUGGUUAUGAAGUUGAGGGGGGACGUAUAUUAGAUGCGGUACAUAGUCAUGGAAUCUGUUUAGCCAAG
This is a messenger RNA of Dissoconium aciculare CBS 342.82, 4437 nucleotides long. Its product is annotated as ABC transporter. The coding region runs from base 1 to 4368 and encodes 1455 amino acids. Gene Ontology annotation, biological process: transmembrane transport. The transcript is spliced from 5 exons. The record is from RefSeq and is a predicted model, not a curated record. Lineage: Eukaryota; Fungi; Ascomycota; Dothideomycetes; Mycosphaerellales; Dissoconiaceae. Gene Ontology annotation, cellular component: membrane. Gene Ontology annotation, molecular function: ABC-type transporter activity; ATP binding; ATP hydrolysis activity.